AAAGCGGCUACAAAGUUGUAAUUUGUAAAUUUUAAAACUAUUGUUGUUAUCGAUAACAUGGUGAUGGAAUAUGUUCCAUCUCUGAUUUGUUGAGAAGCAACGUUCAAAACCAGGACCACCAUGAAGGGCGGAACUUUUCGGAACACCCAGUGGGAUCCCACGCUGCUGACGUCACAGAUCGUUUCGAUGCAAUUCUGCGUGUAUUUCACUCUGGGCCUGCUCGUCUUCGUGGCCAACAAGUUGUCCGGAGAUAACUACAGUCUGGACCAUAUAUUCGAGUACCAUGAGAUUCACAUCUACGAUUUGGGAGGAAGGCUGGUUAUCUGCGCAUUUGUAUUAAAUGCUUUUGUUGCAUCUCUGGCCCUUUGGUGCAUUGUGAGAAGAGCCAAGCUCUGCCUGGACUUUAGCUGCACCUUUCACAUCCUGCAUUUGCUCGCCUGCUGGUGGUACAAUCGUUCGUUUCCAGCGAACGCAUCCUGGUGGCUCCUCAAUGUAAUCACAGGAACAAUAAUGUGUAUAGGCGGCGAGUUCCUCUGCCUGCAAACAGAAAUGAAGGAGAUCCCAGUGGGCUAUGCGGCCCUUAACCAAAAGUCGGACGUUUGAUCCUCUACCUUGUGAUGCCUGCUAGCUUAAGACCCAAGCAUCUUAUCUGUACAUGUAUAUUUUAUUGUUAAACUAGAAUAAGAUAACUUAACGUAGAAUAAUAAGAUAUAUUCUCGA
Molecule: messenger RNA, 720 nt
Organism: Drosophila bipectinata
Lineage: Eukaryota; Metazoa; Arthropoda; Insecta; Diptera; Drosophilidae
Gene: Sys1
Product: Sys1 golgi trafficking protein
Biological process (GO): Golgi to endosome transport; Golgi to plasma membrane protein transport; protein localization to Golgi apparatus
Cellular component (GO): trans-Golgi network; Golgi membrane
Source: RefSeq, a predicted model, not a curated record